CCGUGGGAUUGUCCUCAACAGAAGACUUUUGGUGGACAAGUACAGCAUAUUUUCUCUGCCUAAUUGUAUCUUGAGUACCACUACAGCCUCCUCUGUUCUAUAGUGCAUUAUUUCUACUUAUCAGCAUAUCGUGAAACUGUCGUCUUCUCCGCACUCGCUGCGUCAUAACAGUUCAGUUCAACCCCGCAUGACAAAAUAAACGUGCAAACCACCAUCAUCAGAUGCCCCCGCUCCCCCGGCUGUUACCCCAGAUUCAACCAAAGGCACCCCCACCUACCGCUUCAGCUCGUUUACCACAGGGAACCCUCGGCCCAACUCCCUCCUCAUACUUGAUCUCUUUCACUCCUCAUAUUUGAUCUUCUUCUUUUUUUUCCUUCCUUGCUCCAAUCCUCUCUGUAUCCCCUCCUCACACAUCACAAUGGCUCUCAACUUGACAUCCUCCCGCAGGGCUCUUGGCUCCCUUAAGCCCCUCACCCGUGCCGCUUUCUCAGGUGUCCGCGGCUAUGCCACCGCAGAGCCUGAUCUCAAGGCCACUCUCCGCGAGGCCAUCCCCGCCAAGCGUGAGCUUCUCAAGAAGGUCAAGGCCCACUCCAACAAGGUCCUCGGCGAGGUCAAGGUCGAGAACACCCUCGGCGGCAUGCGCGGUCUCAAGGCCAUGGUCUGGGAGGGUUCAGUCCUCGACGCCAACGAGGGCAUUCGCUUCCACGGCCGCACCAUCAAGGAUUGCCAAAAGGAGCUUCCCAAGGGAAAGACAGGAACUGAGAUGCUCCCCGAAGCUAUGUUCUGGCUCCUCCUCACCGGCCAAGUUCCCUCCGUGAACCAAGUCCGCACAUUCUCUCGGGAACUCGCAGAGAAGGCGCAGAUUCCAGAGUUCAUCUCAAAGAUGCUCGAUGACUUCCCCAAGGAUCUUCAUCCCAUGACGCAGUUCGCCAUGGCUGUUUCUGCGCUCAACUACGAGUCCAAGUUCGCCAAGGCUUAUGAGCAGGGCCUUAACAAGGCUGAUUACUGGGAGCCUACCUUUGACGAUUGUAUUUCGUUGCUUGCUAAGCUUCCUACCAUUGCUGCCAAGAUCUACCAGAAUGCUUACCGUGGUGGUGGUGCUCUGCCAGCUGAGGUCGAUCUUGAGCAGGAUUGGUCGUACAACUUUGCUGCUAUGCUUGGAAAGGGCGGAAAGGAGAACGAGAACUUUCAAGAUCUUCUGAGACUUUACCUUGCUCUUCACGGUGAUCAUGAGGGUGGUAAUGUCUCUGCUCACGCCACUCACUUGGUUGGAAGUGCCCUGUCGGAUCCUUUCCUGUCUUACAGUGCUGGUCUCCAGGGUCUCGCUGGUCCUCUUCACGGUCUCGCCGCCCAGGAGGUUCUCCGAUGGAUCAUCCAGAUGAAGGAAGCCAUCCCCGCCAACUACACCGAGCAAGACGUCAACGACUAUCUCUGGUCCACCCUCAACUCAGGCCGCGUCGUCCCCGGCUACGGCCACGCCGUCCUGCGCAAGCCCGACCCCCGCUUCGAGGCCCUCAUGGACUACGCCGCCGCGCGUCCCGAGAUCGCCAACGACCCCGUCUUCCAGCUCGUCGAGAAGAACAGCCGCAUCGCCCCCGAGGUCCUCAAGAAGCACGGCAAGACCAAGAACCCCUACCCCAACGUCGACAGCUCCUCCGGAGUCCUGUUCCACCACUAUGGCUUCCACGAGACGCUGUACUACACUGCUACAUUUGGUGUUUCUCGUGGUCUUGGACCUCUGGCUCAGUUGAUCUGGGACCGAGCUCUGGGUCUGCCUAUCGAGAGACCUAAGAGCAUUAACCUCGAGGGCAUUCUUAAGCAGGUUGAGGGUCAAUAAAAAGAAAGAUACCCAAAGAAAAAGGUGGAAUGAUCAUAUAAGGUCUUUUGAAUGUAUAUAGCGUCGUGACAGAGUAGCCUAUGAUUGACGAUUUGUUUGACCAACUCUUUUCUCCCACGGUUGUGACGUUUGUGUGAAUCGCAUGUCUCAUUAGUCUAAUCCUCACUAUCCUCUUCACUGUUCUAGUCUAUGGUCCUCCAAUAUUCUGUCUAUGCCAACACCUUCUCCAAAUGAUCAAAGUACAAAUCAUCCCUCAACGCCUUACCAUUAACAAGCCCCUCGUACGGGAAAGGACUCGUCUCCCCUGUCUUUACAUAUCCCCUUCUAACAUACCACUCAAUCAAUUCCUUUCUCGUCCAAAUAACCCACAUGGUCAUGAUUUUGGUUCCCCAAUUCCUAACCGCAUAAUUCUCCGCAUACCCAAGCACCUGCUUUCCAAUACCACCAGCUUGCAGUUUCGGCGAUACAGCGAAGAGGCCGAAGUAAGCACGCUCUGUGUCUUUUUGAACAACUUCGCAGCAUGCGACAAGACGGGGAUCGCUGUCGCCUUCUGGCGUUGAUGUUCCUGAUGAUGAGGGGGAGCUUAUGAAAGCCAGGAUGACGGCGCCGUUGGGAUCGGUGAUUUUGGCGAGGAGAUCAGUGGAGGAUAUGCGCUCGUCUGCGAGGAGGUCGGCUUCUGUUGUCCAGCCUGCGCGGGAGUCGGGGCCGCGGUAGGCGGAGAUUAUGAGGGCGAGGAGAGGGGUUACGUCUUGUGGUGUUGCGGGGCGGAAUGUGAGAGACAUUGUGAGCGAGUGAGAGUGAGAGUUGCGAAUAGCUUCAGUUGAGGUGAGAUGAGCUGUUGUCGCUCGUUCGCAGCCUUGAGAGAAAAGGACACUUCAGUUGAGAUAAAGAGUAUGGCUAAUGAGGCGACAGUGGACGAAGAAUGUUUGCUUGCUUCAAUUGAGGGCUAGAAGAGGUGUAUGAGGUUGAGAGAAGAAGUUGUCCGAGACCAACUGGGCUUCUCGAAAUAUUUAAAAUAUUUAGCUCCGAUACAGGAGGACCCUUUUCUGUCACAAUCUUUAAUUGUAUCGGCAGUUUGCGACAGUCUCUGUCGCACACGCCCUAGAAACGACUCAAUUGACAUUUUGCCAUCCAACGUCAAGCCAUGCAUCGUUUAACUUUGACAAAACGGGAGUCCAUGUGGAUCAAUUCCCACCAU
Fusarium odoratissimum NRRL 54006 is the source of this 3035-nucleotide messenger RNA. Its product is annotated as 2-methylcitrate synthase, mitochondrial. Gene Ontology annotation, molecular function: 2-methylcitrate synthase activity. The transcript is spliced from 3 exons. Gene Ontology annotation, biological process: tricarboxylic acid cycle; carbohydrate metabolic process. The coding region runs from base 419 to 1837 and encodes 472 amino acids. Gene Ontology annotation, cellular component: mitochondrial matrix. NCBI's taxonomy places the organism in Eukaryota, Fungi, Ascomycota, Sordariomycetes, Hypocreales, Nectriaceae. The record is from RefSeq and is a predicted model, not a curated record.